Bolinopsis microptera is the source of this 1263-nucleotide messenger RNA. RefSeq lists its product as uncharacterized. The record is from RefSeq and is a predicted model, not a curated record. Bases 1 to 1263 code for a protein of 420 amino acids. The transcript has 5 exons. NCBI's taxonomy places the organism in Eukaryota, Metazoa, Ctenophora, Tentaculata, Lobata, Bolinopsidae.
AUGUGUAACCAAGAUAUCCUCUACCACGAACAAAACAUUUCAGCUGUUACCUCAACUCACAAGGAUAUCACCACCGCUGUAGACCAGACAUUGACUUGCAGUAUCGGAGGUCUAGACGCUAGUGGAACCCCUGCUACUGUAACUUGGAAGGAUAAUACUGGUACUGAAGUUGAUGAAUCGGAUACCAGCAACUAUGGUUUGGAGCAAGGAUCGGUAAAUGGCAGCGGAAAUCAGGUAGCAGUACUGACUAUCAAAGCUGCGAAGCUGGCUGCUUUUGCUAGUCUAUCAUCGGUCACCUACAAGUGCUCAGUCAAGUCUUCUCAAUACACAAAUUCUCCUGCAUCGGCCGACCUAAAUGUCGAAGCUGACAUUCUGAAACUGGUGCUAACUGCUGUGAACAAGGAACAACUUACUGGUACUGAAGCAACGAUAUCGUGUACUGUUACGGGUUUGACACAGGCAUUCAGUGCCGUAAAAUGGACGACGUCUGCGAAUGAUGAUGCGCUGACACAAGACCAAGGAUACACCGUCGAGGCGGGAUCGUUGGUAGGAAAAUCUCAAACUACCACUUUGACGAUUCCUGUUUCUGAAAACAACGGAGAUGUCACUUACUCGUGUGUUUUCACUUCCGCUGAACAUGCUUCAGUAGACCAAAAAACGGCAGUCAGCUCAAAAGUCUUCACUGUUACCUCAACUCGCAAGAAUAUCAACACCGCUGUAGACCAGACAUUGACUUGCAAUAUCGGAGGUCUAGACGCUAGUGGAACCCCUGCUACUGUAACUUGGAAGGAUAAUGCUGGUGCUGAAGUUGAAACAUCGGAUACCAGCAACUAUGGUUUGGAGCAAGGAUCGGUAGAUGGCAGCGGAAAUCAGGUAGCAGUACUGACUAUCAAAACCGCGAAACUAGCUGCUUUUGCUAGUCCAUCAUCAGUCACUUACAAGUGCUCAGUCAAAUCUUCUCAAUACACAAAUUCUCCUGCAUCUGAAGAAGUAGAUGUUAUAGCUGAUAUUCUCAAACUAGAAUUUGAAUCAGUAAACAAAGAAGUGAAGAAAGGCUCAGAUACAACAAUAUCCUGUGUUAUCACUGGAUUGACAGAAACAGCAACAGUGACCUGGCGAACUAGUACAGGACCAGUAACAGCUGAAAAGUUCACCUCUGUCCAAGGAAGCCAUUCUGGAGGGAAACAAACAUCAACUCUUGCUGUAGACGGGACUCUUGUCAAUGAGGAUACAGCCUACACUUGCAGAGUGACUUCUGAUUGA